AUGUGUCUGGUGUUAAUUAUUCGUAGACAGUUCCUGAUCACUUUCCCACUUUGUCAUUUGGACUUCAGUGGCUUACAAUACAAUGAUCCAUGGGCAAAAGAGGCAGUCAAACAUAAGCCAACAUUUUCUGAUGCCUAUUUAAACUUGGGAAAUGUAUACAAGGCUUUAGGAAUGGCUACAGAAGCUAUUGUAUGUUAUGAGCGUGCUCUUCAGUCUAAACCAGACUAUGCCAUGGCUUUUGAAUCAUCAUUUGUAAGGUUAAAUAGCAUGAGUCAUAGCAGUAGUGGGAUUAUUCAGUAUUUUGCAUUGAAAAACCUUGAUGUGAUGGAUGUAAACUGCCAGCCUAAGCGUUCAGCUUACGAAUUGCCCGAAAACAAGUUCAUAUUCGCUUGUUUUAAUCAGCUUUACAGGAUGGAUCUUGAAAUUUUUAUCACUUGGUGCAAUAUUUUAAAGCGUGUUCCCAAUAGUGCCCUUUGGCUUCUCAGGUCCCCAGCUGCUGGUGAAAUGAGACUUCGUGUCUGGUGGAUUCGUGGGAAGGAUCCAUCAAGAGUUGUACACUAUGAAUAUUGGGAAGCAAUCAAUAGCACAUUUGGUCUGCAAGGAGAGUUUAUUUGGGAUUGGGCUGACCAGGGGUUACUCAAGGAAAAUGCAAAUGGUAGCAAAUACUGGGCAUAUGGAGGUGACUUUGGAGAUACAUCAAAUGACUUAAAUUUCUGCUUAAAUGGUCUCAUAUGGCGUGAUCAAACUCCUCAUCCUGCUCUAAAUGGUGAUUACUAUAAUUUUUUUGCUUAG
Molecule: messenger RNA, 792 nt
Organism: Lactuca saligna
Lineage: Eukaryota; Viridiplantae; Streptophyta; Magnoliopsida; Asterales; Asteraceae
Source: the annotation of a GenBank genome assembly